Molecule: messenger RNA, 2248 nt
Organism: Thalassophryne amazonica
Lineage: Eukaryota; Metazoa; Chordata; Actinopteri; Batrachoidiformes; Batrachoididae
Product: DDRGK domain-containing protein 1-like
Exons: 8
Coding region: 114-1004 (296 amino acids)
Source: RefSeq, a predicted model, not a curated record
UAGCCGUAGUGCUUGAAGCUCAACUAGCUUUGCUGACUUCAACUUGUGCAACUGUAUACGUUUUAGAUUUAAGUGUUCCUUUUCUUUUAUUUGUUUAUUUCUUUUGUAACCGUAUGAUGGAUCUUGUACUGUAUGCUGUAGCAGCUGUCAUUCUUCUUGCGCUCAUUGUGUUUACGUUGAGGUUUCGGCGGAUAGCACAGGAAGAUGUUGAAGAGCAGAGGAGGAAUGUUCUCCCAGCAGCACGUCACAAUCUGGGGGCACCAGAGGAGCGAGGAGCUGGCAUGCCUCGUCGAAGGAGAAAUCUGGCUACAGUGAUGGCCAACAGGCAACCGCAGAAUGAAGCAUUUGAAAAUGGAGAAAACCUUAUGGAGGAGGAAGAGGUGGACCAGCAGACUGCCCAGCCAACAGCCAGAGUUGGAGCAAAGAAGCAGAGGAAAUUGGAGGAGAAACAGGCUAAAAAAGCUCAGAGAGAGGCAGAGAUUGAAGAGCGGGAGGAGAGGAGGAGGUUGCAGGAACUCCGAGAGCAAGAGAAGCGUCAGGAGGAGGAGAAGGAGCGACUGCUGGAACAGCAACAGGAAGAGGAGGAGCUCCGAGCCAAGGAGGAGGAAGAGAGGAGACAAGAGGAGGAAUACUUAAGGCUCAAAGCCUCCUUCAUUAUAGAAGACCAGGGAGAGGAACAGCAGCUCACUGAAGAUCAGUCACAGAGUCUGCUCAAGGAAUUCAUCCAGUACAUAGAGAAAUCUAAAGUGGUUCUCCUGGAGGACUUGGCUUCUCAAUUUGGCUUGAGAACACAGGAUGCUAUUGUGAGGCUCCAGGACUUGUUAGCCAACGGCUCUAUCACAGGAGUGAUCGAUGACAGAGGGAAGUUUAUUUCCAUCACUCCAGAAGAAUUGGACUCUGUGGCCCAGUUCAUCAAACGCAGGGGCAGAGUUUCAAUUACAGAGUUGGCCCAGGCCAGCAACUCUCUGAUCAACCUGAUUCCUGAGAGCUGCAGCUCUGCUUGAUCUGUUCAUGAAGGCUCAAGUAUGAAGACCACAGGAUUUAACAGCUACCAAAGCAAAGACUCUGUACUUGUGCAGGCGGAGUUGUACAGUUUUGGUGGGAAUUACGUAUAUGCAUCUUUUUUUUUUUUUUUUUUUUUUUUUUUUUUUAGUGCAGAUUUUAAAAUCACUUCAGAAAAAAAAUGCAAAUUAACAAAUCGUGUGAAAUCAGAUUUUCCACUAAAAUGCUCUUAUACCACCAGCAGUGUCAGAGGUGGUAUCCCUGGAUCUACUAACCAUAAUAACAUGUUGGAUCCUGGUUUCAGUGACCAGAGUGGAACCUCUGAACAUGAUGUCCUAAUACUGUUGAUGCAGCUUAGGAGAGCAAUAAUGUUCUCAUGGGAAGAUGCUGAGUUCAUGUGCAGAGCUGUCUGGUCCAUUGAAAUGCCCAGUUAGUGGACUCUGACCACAGAUGUUUAGCUUUCUUAAAGAUUCUAGUUUCUAGAAGUUCCUAAAUCUGGCUAGUCUUCAAGAUGAGUUUUUGAGAACAACCGUCUUGAGACAGAUUUAACAUUUAAAUACUGUAUUGUAUUUAUUAAUGAUUGAUGUAAAUUAAGUCUAAGACGUAUUCAGUGACUUGAAAAUGUUUGUGUUCAUCUGUACAGAAAACUGGCUGUCAAAACAAUCAUCUACUAUCAGUUCACUAAAGAAUGCCAAUAACUGAAAUGCGUGUGAGGGUCGGAUGACAGGUUCUGCCUCCAGUGUAAUUAUUUCAAUAACAAGCAAGAUACUAGCGUGAAUCACAAAUCUCCUUAAAGGUUGUAAUUUCCUCAGUAAGGCAGUGUCAUUACCUUUCACCAAUUGUAGUACUAGUUUCACUUCAGUAUCUUGCAUCUAAUUGAAAUAAUCCAGCUGUAGGCAGAACUCUUCAGAUGACCCUUGUACUUUUUUUUAUUUUACUUUGUGCAUUUUUAAUGAUCAGUAAAUUGACAUUUUAUAUAUAGUGUACAAAAUGGGUUCAUUUACAUUUAUUUUCAACAUAUUUCAGUUUGUCUUUCAUGUAUGAGGAGUGCCAGUAGCUGUGAUCAGUUGUGUGUGUUGCUCGGAAUGAGUUUAUCGAUCACCUCAUCUACCCAGCGCAAGAUGAUCAGUGCAUUGCAACAAUGACUUGCUCCUUCUUAGAACACACCAAAAGUUCUGCAAUUGUUGCUGUUCAUCCAGUGUGAAUCCAUGUACGUAUCUUCAAAUUAAAGAUGAUCGUUAAGGGG